GACGCGUAGCCGCGGCCUAGCAACCGUUGUCAAGGAGCUGUCUCUAGGAGCCCGCGGGAGCCGGGUACCUCCGGGGGGGUGGGGAGGUGGUUUCGUGAGGAGAAUUUGAGUUUUAAAAGUUAUAAGACGUAAUUAUGAGUGAUCAAAUCAAAUUCAUUGUGGACAAUCUUAAUAAGGAGCCUUUUAAGAAGAAUUAUAAUUUAAUCACAUUUGAUUCCCUGGAACCAAUGCAACUAUUGCAAGUUCUUAAUGAUGUUCUGGCUGAGAUUGACCCAAAGCAAGUUGUUGAUAUCAGAGAGGAGAUGCCAGAGCAGACAGCAAAACGGAUGUUAAACCUUCUUGGUAUCCUUAAGUACAAACCUCCAGGAAAUGCCACGGACAUGAGUACUUUUCGUCAGGGAUAGGUGAUUGGAAGUAAACCUGUUAUUUACCCAGUACUCCACUGGCUUCUUCAGAGGACUAAUGAACUGAAGAAAAGAGCAUAUUUAGCUCGGUUUUUAAUAAAACUUGAGGUACCGGGUGAGUUUCUUCAGGAAGAAACAGUGGCUGACACGAAUAAACAGUAUGAAGAGCUGAUGGAAGCUUUUAAAACUUUGCAUAAAGAAUGUGAGCAGCUCAAGACAUCUGGAUUUUCUACAGCAGAAAUAAGAAGGGAUAUUAGUGCAAUGGAGGAAGAAAAAGAUCAGCUUAUUAAGAGGGUUGAACGUUUGAAGAAAAGGGUGGAGACAGUUCAGAAUCAUCAGCAGAUGCUUAAAAUAGCAAGGCAACUUCGAGUUGAGAAAGAGAGAGAAGAAUUUCUUGCACAACAGAAACAGGAACAAAAGAAUCAGCUAUUUCAUGCAGUGCAGAGAUUGCAGAGAGUACAAAACCAGCUGAAAAGUAUGCGCCAUGCUGCAGCAGACGCAAAGCCUGAAAGUUUAAUGAAGAGGCUAGAGGAGGAGAUAAAAUUUAAUUCAUAUAUGGUAACUGAAAAAUUUCCUAAAGAAUUAGAGAACAAGAAAAAAGAAUUGCACUUUUUACAAAAAGUGGUUUCAGAGCCAGCAAUGGGUCAUUCUGAUCUUCUUGAACUUGAAUCUAAAAUCAAUGAAAUAAACACAGAGAUCAAUCAACUGAUUGAAAAGAAAAUGAUGAGAAAUGAGCCAAUUGAAGGCAAUCUCUCAUUAUACAGGCAACAGGCAUCCAUUAUUUCUCGUAAAAAAGAAGCCAAGGCUGAGGAACUUCAGGAUGCCAAGGAGAAGUUAAGCAGCCUAGAAAGAGAAGUGUCAGUAAAGACAAAUCAGACCCGAGAAUUUGAUGGCACCGAGGUUUUGAAGGGAGAUGAGUUCAAACGAUAUGUCAAUAAACUUCGAAGCAAGAGUACAGUUUUCAAAAAGAAGCAUCAGAUAAUAGCUGAGUUUAAAGCUGAAUUUGGUCUCUUGCAGAGGACUGAAGAACUUCUUAAGCAGCGUUAUGAAAAUAUUCAACAUCAACUGCAAACCAUGGAGGAAAAGAAGGGUAUAUCCGGCUACAGUUAUACACAAGAAGAGCUAGAAAGGGUGUCGGCACUGAAGAGUGAAGUGGAUGAAAUGAAAGGCCGAACCUUGGAUGACAUGUCGGAAAUGGUAAAAAAACUGAAUUCCCUAGUAUUGGAAAAGAAGUCAGAUCUAGCCCCAGUUAUAAAGGAAUUACGACAGUUGCGUCAGAAAUAUCAAGAACUAACCCAGGAGUGUGACGAAAAGAAAACCCAGUAUGAUAGCUGUGCAGCAGGCCUUGAAAGCAAUCGGUCCAAAUUAGAACAGGAAGUUAGAGGACUCCGGGAAGAAUGUCUUCAAGAAGAAAGUAAAUACCAUUAUACAAAUUGUAUGAUUAAGGACCUAGAAGUUCAACUUCGUCGUGCUACUGAUGAGAUGAAGGCCUAUGUCUCCUCCGAUCAGCAAGAAAAGAGGAAGGCAAUUAGGGAACAGUAUACCAAAAAUAUUACUGAACAAGAAAACCUUGGAAAGAAACUUCGAGAAAAGCAAAAAGCUGUACGAGAAAGUCAUGGUCCAAAUAUGAAACAAGCGAAAAUGUGGCAUGAUUUUGAACAGUUGAUGGAAUGUAAAAAACAAUGCUUUCUGAAACAACAAAGCCAAGCUUCUGUUGGUCAGGUAAUUCAGGAGGGAGGAGAGGACAGGCUGAUACUGUGAAUUCUUGGGUCAUUGUUUUGGGUUGUACUUGACAUUAUUAGUUAUAAACACAUUCCAUAAUGUAUUUCUUUUCUUGAAAGUCAAUUCAACAACCUUUUGCUUUCAGAUUAACUUUUUUUGUAAAGUUAAGGUAGACUUAGAUUUAAAAGGGUUUUUGUUGUUGUUGUUUAAUAUGAAAAAGAAGCUUUUAUUGUUUUGCUUAGUUUACAUAUUAGUGGUGUCUCCUGGGUUUUUAUGGGGGAGGAAACUGAGUUUACUACCUACAGAUGUAAACCUAUGUCCAUUAAGAAGCAUGUAGUUUUUU
Perognathus longimembris pacificus (Pacific pocket mouse) is the source of this 2469-nucleotide messenger RNA. It is a transcript of the gene Ift81, whose product is annotated as intraflagellar transport 81. Gene Ontology annotation, molecular function: tubulin binding. Gene Ontology annotation, cellular component: centrosome; intraciliary transport particle B; cilium. The record is from RefSeq and is a predicted model, not a curated record. Gene Ontology annotation, biological process: intraciliary transport; cilium assembly. NCBI's taxonomy places the organism in Eukaryota, Metazoa, Chordata, Mammalia, Rodentia, Heteromyidae.